Molecule: messenger RNA, 1006 nt
Organism: Archocentrus centrarchus (flier cichlid)
Lineage: Eukaryota; Metazoa; Chordata; Actinopteri; Cichliformes; Cichlidae
Gene: ift22
Product: intraflagellar transport 22 homolog (Chlamydomonas)
Exons: 5
Coding region: 213-797 (194 amino acids)
Source: RefSeq, a predicted model, not a curated record
UACGCCAUCCUCGGGAAGCAUCAGAGAUCUUUCCCUCUUUUUUUUUUUUUUUUUUUUUUAAAUAUUGUAUUACGUGAAAGUCAGAACACAGCUUAACGUUAUUUAGAUAUGUAUGCAGCUAAGAUUGGCUGAGUUUCAUUUACCUUGCUGUUGUGGUACAGCUUCGCAUUGCCGGAGCUUUUUUUUUUAAGAGAAGUUAGCUGAAUAGCUAAAUGCUAACCAGCUUCAGCUGCUUAAAAAUGUUCAAAGCCAAAAUACUCUUUGUUGGCCCCAACGAGAGUGGGAAAACAGUUCUUGCAAACUUUCUCUCAGACACAACAGAAAAUGUGGGAGGUGAAUACAGACCUACUCAAGGAGUCAGGAUACUGGAAUUUGAAUCACAGCCUGAGGGCAGCAGUGACAAGACAUGUGAGGUUGAGCUUUGGGACUGUUCAGGGGAAUUCAAAUUUGAAUCAUGCUGGCCUGCGCUCAUGAAGGACUCCAGUGGUGUGGUGAUCAUUUUUAACCCAGAUGUCCCGAGUCAUCUCAAAGAAAUCGAGACUUGGCAUUCGAUGUUCAUCUCCUCUCAAGGUCUGCAGGACAGCCAGUGUCUACUCAUAGCUCAUCACAAGCCCGGCAGCGGAAUAGAAGACGGACGACUGCCUUUAGCAUCACAUCUGAGCAAACUGCUGCUCAUUCACUCCAACCUGGAAGAGGAACCAGAGGAUGUGAGGCAAGCUUUCUGCAGAUACCUGGGGAAUGUCAUAAAUACAAUGUCGGAGAGUCGGGAGCGAGAGGAGAUGUCCAUCAUUACAUAGCAGUAGGAUCUAUUAAAUAUGCAGUCCAGACGAAGAUAUGUUUUGAUGCCAUCUGCAGUGCUUCUCAUUUUUAAUUUAUUAAUAUACGUUUUCACUUUGAAUUAGUCACAAAUGUUAACAUUUUAUGCAUUAGGUGUAGAAAAUAUAUUUGGUUUCUUGUAUUUUGUAAAUAUUUCAUGAAUAAAAUACGAUCCAGUUCAGUCUGAAAA